Messenger RNA from Batrachochytrium dendrobatidis JAM81, 1089 nucleotides. RefSeq lists its product as uncharacterized. The transcript is spliced from 3 exons. The record is from RefSeq and is a predicted model, not a curated record. The coding region runs from base 1 to 1089 and encodes 362 amino acids. NCBI's taxonomy places the organism in Eukaryota, Fungi, Chytridiomycota, Chytridiomycetes, Rhizophydiales.
AUGUCAUCUCCUCGGUCUGAAGGAUACAAGGAGUUUGUCAAACAAAAGAUGGCAAGGGAAUGGGAUUUUCCUGUUUGGACUUUGAAUGAGUUACAGACUUGUCGACGUCAUUGCUAUCCGGAUGUACCCAUUGAGACUAUCAAUGAGAGGUAUCGCAUGUAUGGUGGUGUAGCUCGUUCUGUCUUUGAUAUUGUAUCAAAUCCAAUGGAGAAAGCUUUGACUGAUGUUGAUGCAGUCAAAGGGGUACGAAACAUUGGAUUCACAAUCAAACUAUCUGCAAAUACUCAUACAUUGCUUCAUACCAUUGUGUCGGACGACGGACAGUACAAAUUCCUGCAUGUUGAUAUUUCUUCAAGAUAUGUUGGAGAACAACUCUGGCAACGUCAUUCUGCUCAAAUGAUUACCAAUAUGCAGCAAAUGUUUGAUGGUAUUCCAACCAAAAUUUCAAGACAUUUGUUUGAAAUAUACGGACAUGUGGUUUUUUGUACUGGUGGACAAACUCUCAAAUGCAGAUGCCUGAAAGAUGGUACAGUGACAAAGAUUACUUUGGAUGCACUCAAUGGCCAACGAAUUACAUUUGGAAUAGAUACUAUCCCUACUGCAGCAGCACUUGAUGGCAACUAUUACGAACCGACAAAUGACAAUAAUUUUGCAGCAAUUGAUUCACUCAGUCGACAGGGAAUGUUCCAAUUUACAGUUGCUGCUGAACAUCCUAUUCGCGAAGUUGAUAUUCUUACAAAACUGUGCAAUUUGUAUGAUGAACCCAAACUUUAUUUUGUGGUUCCACCUCACCAGUUUGAAGGGUUCAAAAAGCAGAGUUUCAACCCAAUUGAUGGCACAGAGCAGCAUUUUGAUAAUGUCGGCAUUUGUCAGGAUAUCACACCUGACAACUUUGAAUCAAAUUUAGCAGUGAUUAUAGAAACACACAAACUUCAAAUAACUGCGCAACUAUAUGUUCAAACUCUGCUCCAAAUAUAUGUUGUUGUAUACAGCAAACCUGGUAAAGUGUUGUAUUUUGUCAUGGCUGCAUUGUUUCGAGACAUAAUUCGAGGCUUGUUACAAUGGUUUACUGGAUUUGAUAUCCAAUAG